CGACCCUUCCACAGAGCGUAUGUUCGUAUUUUACUCCGCUGACAACCUCUGCUGCUGCUCAAGAGGCCAUUACGGAAAGCCCCUCUCUGCCUUGGGAGCUCGAUCCCGAACCGCCCCUGAAAAAGCAACGAACCGGACCGGUUUUCUUGAAAGCCGGAAAAGAUGACGGAGGCCAUGAUCAGGAAGAAGCCCGGGAUGGUGAGCGUGAAGGAGAUGCCGGUUCUCCAAGACGGCCCCCCGCCCGGCGGUUUUCCUCCGGUCCGAUACGCUCGCCGCAUCCCAACGAAAGGCCCGAGCGCCGUUGCCAUCUUCCUUACCGCAUUCGGCGCCUUCUCAUGGGGCAUGUACCAGGUCGGCAAGGGGAACAAGAUCCGACGCGAGCUCAAAGAAGAGAAAUAUGCUGCUCGCAGAGCAAUACUCCCCAUGCUUCAAGCCGAAGAGGACGAACGAUUUGUAAAAGAGUGGAAAAAGGUUCUGGAAGAAGAGGCUAGAAUAAUGAAAGACGUGCCUGGCUGGAAAGUAGGUGAAAGUGUCUACCAUUCGGGAAGAUGGAUGCCCCCAGCAACUGGUGAGCUCCGACCCGAUGUCUGGUGAGAGUAUUUCAACCGCAUUAUUCUCCGGACAUGCUUUGUGGUUGCUAGACAUGUUUUCAGACUGUUGACAUUGUUGAGAGCUGAACUGUUCUCUCCAUGUGAUUUCCUGUGCAUCUUUUUGGUCUUCCCUUGUAUGGAAGGAAAGAUUCUCUGAAUAAUAAUCUCUUGUCAAGGAUUGUUUA
Magnolia sinica is the source of this 775-nucleotide messenger RNA. Its product is annotated as NADH dehydrogenase [ubiquinone] 1 alpha subcomplex subunit 13-B. The record is from RefSeq and is a predicted model, not a curated record. Bases 163 to 594 code for a protein of 143 amino acids. The transcript is spliced from 3 exons. Lineage: Eukaryota; Viridiplantae; Streptophyta; Magnoliopsida; Magnoliales; Magnoliaceae.